UGUAGGAAAGUUAUAGAGUUCACAAACUAUGGUAUCUGAAUAUUGAUCAAUCCUGAAAAUGUCAGAACAGUACAGAUAUCCCCCAAAUGUCAGGACGGUACAGAUAUCCCCCAAAUGUCAGGACGGUACAGAUAUCCCCCAAAUGUCAGGACAGUACAGAUAUCCCCCAAAUGUCAAAACAGUACAGAUAUAUCCCCCAAAUGUCAGGACAGUACAGAUAUCCCCCAAAUGUCAGGACGGUACAGAUAUCCCCAAAUGUCAGGACAGUACAGAUAUCCCCCAAAUGUCAGAACAGUACAGAUAUCCCCCAAAUGUC
This is a messenger RNA of Staurois parvus, 316 nucleotides long. The record is from the annotation of a GenBank genome assembly. NCBI's taxonomy places the organism in Eukaryota, Metazoa, Chordata, Amphibia, Anura, Ranidae.